Messenger RNA from Arctia plantaginis, 2181 nucleotides. The record is from the annotation of a GenBank genome assembly. NCBI's taxonomy places the organism in Eukaryota, Metazoa, Arthropoda, Insecta, Lepidoptera, Erebidae.
AUGAGUUUGUUAAGUGCUGUGUUACAAGAAGCCAAUAAAGUUAAUACGGAUGAUUUGAAGAAACAUCGCGAUCAAAUAUUGCCGACAGUUAAAGAUCUUACGGAACGACUCCAACUCUUAUCUUGGGCAUUACAACAGAAUAUCAUAGAUACUUAUGUUAAUUUUACAGUAACAAAGAGUUUAGAACAGUUAAAUUAUAAAAAUCGAAAAGCUAAGAUUCUGGAAGACCAUUCAAAAUGUAUUCAAGAAAUGGAUAACAUAAAAGAAAUGUUUAUAAAUGAUGAAGAUUUUCGCACUCAUUGCGAUAAAUUACAUAAGUCAUUUAGUAUAUUUAAUGAUUUAUGUACUGUUGUCGAUGGUAAACGUAUAUUAGAGAAGGCAAAUCACGAAUUUACACGUUUUAAUUACACAGAAGCAGUGUUAGCCGUGAAACAAUUGAAACUUGAUCUAAACAAAUUAAAACUUGACGGAAAAAUGGUGAAAGCUUUAAGCAACAUCAAUGCACAAGCUGAAAACCAGCUUGCUUUGUAUAUUGCACAGUUGAGUGUUGAGUGGGAGAAUAUUUUUACAUGGUCAGAGAAUAAAGGACUAACAUUUUUGACCUACUCUCUUUCCAUUCAACAAAGUGACCCGAUACUACUCCAUACAAUAUUAAAUACUUUAUAUAUCACUGAUAGAAUGUACGCUGAACUUGGUUUAUUUUCCAAUUUCUUUAUAAAUAACUUAUUACACAAUGUUAUAAGACACAGUUGUGAUAUUUUCACUGAAGACCACAUAGGUGCCAUAGUGUUCAACAUAAAGGUCAAUUUAAAUGAUCCGAAAAGGCCCAAUUACCAAACAAUUUUCAAUAAUUUAACAGCCAUCUUUGAGUUUCUCCAUUCAACAUUAGGUUCACAUUUUAAAAGUGAAAAAUCAUUUAUAGAAAUUUUUGCGGAUACAUUGAGACAAAAAUUCUUUAGUAAAAUUAUAGAGGACUGCAUUCGGAUGAACCUACCGUCAUGUGAUAGCACAUACCAGAAUUAUAAGAAUAUUGUAAUUGAAUUGGAUUCAUUUAACAAAUUCCUGGUUGAUCUGAAAUUUGUGAAAGCAGAUGAAUCUCCUCUCAAUAAAUACAUCGAUGAUACCGAAUGUGUGUUAUACAAUAAGAAAUGUGACAAAUUAUUGUCCGAUGUCCGUAUGUUACUUAACAAAAGCCUUUCGUACAGUACUAUCACUGUAGGGUCCGCACCGAUAGACGAAAAUGAUUCUAUAUUGGAUGUAACUGAUAACAGUGCUAUUUGGGAUAUUAAUAAACCAUUGUUUCUGCCGAGAUGUGUGAUUUCUCAAAACGUUAAAGUAGUUGUCUCUUUGAUAGUAGAACAUUUAGAGGAAAGUGCAAAAUUGCCAGAAAAAUACAGUAAACAGCUCAUUAGUUAUGUGAAAGACAUUGCAGUCAUGUACCAGAGCUUUGUGCCUAAGAAGUUUAAAAUUAACUUGGAGUGCUGUCCUUCAGAUAUUGCUCUCUUCUUCAACAAUUGCUUUUACCUGGCUCACAGCUUGCUAGGACCACCUUGGUGUAUCACUUUGCCUAAGGACAUAGCUAAUCAGCUGAACAUAAUACUCUUGGAAUGCAUCCAAGAUCUCAGGGUGUUGGGCCUGGAGAAGAUCUCCUUGUACUUGCAGAGAGAGAAGAGUACUAUCAUGCAGAGCAUUGAAGCCAAUGGAUCAUCCUGGACCCACGACUCCUACGAGCAAUUCGACUGCGCAAUUAACACCGCCUUAGCGUUAUUGAAAGACCUGAAGUGUUCUUGGUACAACGUUCUGCCGAAUCGCAUGUAUGAAAUGUCCAUGUGUACGCUAGUACAAGUGCUAUGCCAGUCGAUGUUAGACCGGGUGUUCGCGGCCAUCAAGCCAGUGAGCGAAGAACUGGUGUACAUGCUGGCUAUGAGGGUAGACAACACUCUCGCUGAUGUUUUAACUUUAUUUGAGGAACCCAUUCACUUCGAAUCAAAGAUGAACAUAUGGGCGAAAUUCUCCAAACUACCGAAUCUGCUAAGAGCUCAACUGUUGGAGAUAUCGGACUUGUGGAACAAUGACAGGGACCAAUUCCAGGGUUACAGCUGCGAGGAAGUACGGCAAAUUGUCAAAAUGAGAUUCCCCGAUGAUAAAUAUAGGCUUAGAAUUUUAAAAGAAAUACAGUGA